AUGCAUUCAUGUUACACUCCCAGUUACGCCCACACCUACAUCCCCUUCAAACUAAACCGCUUCUCUCCCCGAACCGCACCGGUUCGAGCAGCAGCGGUUACUUCCACAGUGAAGCGAACCAGAAAGAAGAAACAACCCGAAGAUGACGACACUUCCCUUGAAACCAGUCUCCGGUUCAGUUUCAUGGAGGAGCUCAUGAACCAUGCCAGGAACCGUAACUCAACCGGAGUUUCUCAAGUCAUGUACGACAUGAUUGCCGCCGGUUUGAGUCCAGGCCCUAGGUCGUUUCACGGUUUGGUAGUUUCCUACGCCCUUAACGGCGAUGAACAAGCCGCGAUGGAUUCUCUGAGGAGAGAAUUAGGUGCGGGGCUUCGACCUAUUCAUGAAACUUUCAUUGCGUUGGUAAGAUGGUUUGGGUCUAAAGGUCAAGCCACUAGAGAUGCUAAUAGAGUGUUCUUGAAGGGUGCUAAGGGUGGCCUUAGGGCUACUGAUGAAGUAUAUGAUCUUCUAAUUGUGGAAGACUGUAAAGUGGGAGACCAUUCUAAUGCUUUGGAAGUUUCAUAUGAGAUGGAAGCUGCUGGACGAAUGGCAACAACGUUUCAUUUUAAUUGCCUCCUUUCUGUGCAGGCUACCUGCGGAAUACCUGAAAUAGCCUUUACAACAUUUGAGAACAUGGAAUAUGGAGAAGAUUAUAUGAAGCCGGAUACAGAAACAUACAAUUGGGUCAUUCAAGCGUAUACUAGAGCUGAUUCGUAUGACAGAGUACAAGAUGUCGCUGAGUUACUUGGCAUGAUGGUCGAAGAUCAUAAGCGCAUACAGCCAAAUGUGAAAACCCAUGCGCUGUUAGUGGAGUGUUUUACCAAGUACUGUGUAGUACGAGAAGCUAUGGCCGCACUUGGAGCUGCCUUUGGUUCAACACAUAUCUUUUUCCAUCAAGGCAAGGGUCAACUCACCAUUAAAUGUCACCUGCUACCUUUAUCCGCUAUGACAGUCUGCUAA
Messenger RNA from Vicia faba (fava bean), 999 nucleotides. Lineage: Eukaryota; Viridiplantae; Streptophyta; Magnoliopsida; Fabales; Fabaceae. The record is from the annotation of a GenBank genome assembly.